GUAAACAAUAACAAUAAACUGAUCUAUUUAUAAGUAAGGUCACGUUUUUUUACCAGGCUUAGUAAACUUUUUGGUAUCGUUUUUGUUCUGUAGAAAUCCUACAUAUAUCAAGAUGUCAGGCCACAGCGGAAGUAAAAUCGCAUUGAUAUUUAUCGGCUUCAUGAUUUACUGCAUCACAGUGGCACUCUCAUACUUUUCAUCCAAUGAUAUAAUUCCAGGUUUAUUUGAAAACGAGACAGGGGACAUAUCGGAUGCCUUCUAUCUCAGCUGCACACCUGCUGGCUGGACUUUUGCAGUCAUCUGGGCUACAAUCUACGUUUGGAACAUGAUCUGGUUCGUUUAUGCGCUAACCACUGUCUGCAGACGUGAUGACAAUGGUCACUACAUCUACCAACUGAAUCUUCUGCCGCCUGUGUUCUUCAUAUCGUUUAUCAUCAACAAUAUUGUUGUUGUAACCUGGCUGUUCUUAUGGGACCGUCUGUACUUGAACUGGGCUCUUCUCGUUAUUGCCUUCACUCCCCUGACUCUGUACAUCUGCUUGUUCAUAUCGUUCAGGCAGCUGUAUAGAAAGCUGAAUGUUUUGUCACAGGCCGGUGCUAAGAAAGAUAUAUGGCUUACACGAAUUUUCGUGCAAAAUGGUAUGGCCUUCUUUGCAACGUGGGUUUCGAUUGCAACUCUGUUAAAUUUUGCCAUCGUUCUGACAUAUUACUGGUCCGUUGAAAUGCAGGUAUCUGUAAGCAUUGCUCUUGGAAUUCUCAGCUUUGAAAUUAUUGCUUGGUUUUUGCUGGACACGUUUGCAAUUGACAAGUUCGUUCGCUACACGGUAACCCCAUACAUUGUUGUUGUUGUCGCUCUGGUGGGCUCGGUUCUGAAAAACUUUGACCUCAAUGUUAACUACAGAAAUUCCAUCUUUCUGGUGACUCUGUUGGCUGUUGUUGGUGUACUUUUGCUUCUGAAGCUAGUGAUCAUGUUUAUUCGUGCAGGCAGAAGACCCAUCAGAGGCAAUGUUGAGGAUGAUCUAAAAGGAAGAUUGGCCUAAAAUCUGAUCAUGGCAUGUUUACAGAAAAACCUUAAACAGAUAACACCGUUCCGCUUCUUUCUAAAAUUUGUGCAAUUCUGCUUUACAAUUCUGAGCAUAAUUAAUGUCAAUAUUAAUUCUUUACCUCUCAGAUUUGCACAUGUGUGUAGUCCUUUUGAAAAUCAAAUUAAAUGUCAGACCUUUUUAUUAGAUUUAAUUUUAAAAGCCUUCAUAACCGAGCCUAAGAUACUGAUGAGCAACAAACAGCAUUAAACCUGAAAAGACAUCAAGUUACUCUGUUCUGGUUUUCUUUAGGUUGCAUAUGGCCAUUUUUAUUUGUACUGAACGGAAAAAGGAUAACAAAGUUCUCCAUCUUUCACCAAUUUGUUAACAUACUAUUGCAAUUCUGAUCAUAACAAAUGUUAAUAUUAAUAAAACAAUAUAAGUAGAAAAUUGAUGGGACGACGCUUUACACAAAUGUAUUAAACACUGUUUUUGCAGAGAGAGAGAGGUUUAUUUGUUCAUUUUUGAUGUACAUUUUGUAUUCUUAAAGCAGUUAUGUUUGUGUUUUGACCUGCUGAGUUGCCUUGCAUAUUUGAUUUUUUAUUACAUAUUUAUGCAAUUUAUACACCAUAAAAAUAGUACAUGAUUAUAAAAUAUAUCUGUAGUCAUACUGAACUGAAAGCACAAAAUGUAACAAAUCUCAAAAACACUCUAGUAGUGUGCAUGUUCAUGUAUAUUUAAGAAAAUACACAAUGAUGAUAUACACAUUUGGAAAUCAUAUUCUUAUAACAUGCUUUUACUAAAUGAGUGUUGUAAAGUGUUGUGAUAAAUUUAAAAAGAUAUCAUACUAGUUCUUGUUUCAUAUAAAAGUAAUUCCAGUAUUUUUCAUGAAAAAAGAUCUUUUAUUUAUCUUAUUUCGACAUUAAAAAAAAUACAAUAACAGUCAGAAUCAUCUGUUAUACUGCAAUAUGAGUGUAGAAUAUACACAAACGCUUUAUUUGUAUAAGGCAAAUUUAUAUUGAGAUUAAUAAAGACAAGAUGAAAUUGUUCUGCCAUGUUAGAUGUUUUUAUGUACUUUUUUUUAUUCUGUUAUUCAGAUAAUUGAUGAAACUCUGAAAUCUGGGUAUUAUCAUUUUAAAUAUAAAUGAUUAAAGAAGAAUUAUGCAAGAUUGAAAAUUCUGUGGAAACAUUAUGUUCAGUGCAAUCAAAAAAGCAGUAUGUCAAUGAUUUUGAAAAGGAAAAAUUUUCAAAACAGAAUGUUACAAAAUAUUAUGAUUAACCAGUUUCCUGGUAAAGUACAUGUACAUACAAUUAUCUAUAGCUGUUAAAUUCAGUUUUUUCAUUGACAUGGGAUUACUAUUUUUGUUAAAGAUAUACAUACACACACACAUCAUGUUUACAAAAGAACAUACUUGUAGUUAAGGAGUUUCAACGAUAAGAUGUUUUUAACAAAGAAUACCUCAUAUAUUUUAAUGUUAUAAUUAUGUGAUGAUAAUGUCUCACAGGGGUGUCAAUUUUUUUUAAAGGGGGGGGGGUAGAGGAAUAUUCGUUUGAAAGCGCAAUCAAUUGAAAACGACAUUAAUAUUUUUGUUAAAGCUUCAUCGUCUUUGCGCUUGAUACCGUUCCGUAUUUUAUUAUAUUAUUUCUGAUGAAUAAUAACUGACAGAAAAUUGUCGCUACUUUCCGAAAUUCUUACAAGUCAAUGAAACGUUGCACAUGUCCGCAAUCAUGAAUUAUUCUAAGUGAUUGAUUAGCAAUUUUAAGCAGUUCAAACCAACUAGAAAUAUUAUAAAAUAGUACAAUUAGAGAGGGCUCGAGGGGGGGGAAGGGACAUUGCCCUUUAUCUCCCCAGCCUAAUUUUCCUGAUUUUAAAUUUGGGACAAUUGACACCCCUUUUCUCAGUUAUCUGA
Molecule: messenger RNA, 2931 nt
Organism: Dreissena polymorpha
Lineage: Eukaryota; Metazoa; Mollusca; Bivalvia; Myida; Dreissenidae
Exons: 3
Coding region: 113-1039 (308 amino acids)
Source: RefSeq, a predicted model, not a curated record